This is a messenger RNA of Pyrus x bretschneideri (Chinese white pear), 4159 nucleotides long. Its product is annotated as probable LRR receptor-like serine/threonine-protein kinase At3g47570. Gene Ontology annotation, biological process: protein phosphorylation. The record is from RefSeq and is a predicted model, not a curated record. Gene Ontology annotation, molecular function: protein kinase activity; ATP binding; protein binding. Bases 839 to 3910 code for a protein of 1023 amino acids. The transcript has 11 exons. NCBI's taxonomy places the organism in Eukaryota, Viridiplantae, Streptophyta, Magnoliopsida, Rosales, Rosaceae.
UUGUAGCAUGGCGAUGAAGGUCAACUAAGCACGGCAUUUUCUGCUGAAAUGCAAAAUCUACCAAACAUGAGAUACGUUUCAUUUGACUUUCAACAUGUAUGUGGUAACUCAAACUUUGAAAACCUAAAGGUUCUAUACGAGCAGAUCUCAGAGCAAUUUGAAAAGCAAGGCUGAGCAGAUACUUCCUUGUAGAUGCAAAAGGCAAUAUACUGGAGGAGCAGAACUGCAUUGAUUGCCUUGAUUGAACGAAUGUUACUCAGAGUUGCUUGGCCCAGAAGUCUCUAGAUGCACAUUUGCAGAGGACUGGAGUGCUGGAUUCUUCUGAAAGCAUUUCUAUGUUUGCUGAAGACUACCAAACAUUUAGAGCAUAGCAAGGUGACGAGAUAAGCCUCGACUACGCAAGGACGUAUGCCCUUUAAAGGGGACCUUGUUAGAUAAGGGAAGCAGACAUUUGGAGGAAUAAUUAAAGAUGGGAUGAGUGCUCUUUCAAGAUAUUUUUUGAAUAACUUUCAGGAUGGCAUUCGGCAGGAUGCUAUGGAUCUUGUCAGUGGCCGCUAUACAGUUAGAAGGGAUAUUUCACCAUCCCGGGCUGAAUCUUUUUCUGUAACUUGUGCCGCUUUUAAAAUGCCUUCACUGAAUCUAUGGUCAAGUUUUAAGUGAGAACAAACAUUGCAGUAUCUACCGGUGGCAUCAGCUUUGCUAAUUGGAGGGUUGACAAUGACAUCCGUCACACUUCAACAAGCGGGUCGAAAUGCCCAACAGUAUAUGUCUUCUGUACUUUGUGCUGGAGUGACUGCUGGAGUAGUGGCAGCGGUUAAAGCUAACGGAAGUCUUAUGCAUGAUGAGCACAUGUCCGGAAUCUGCAGCAUUUCCCAGCCCUACCCUGCUUGGAAACAUAUCUGAUCGCUUGGCUUUGCUAGACUUCAAGAAAAGAAUAACUGAAGAUCCCCUCAGUGUCAUGAGCUCGUGGAAUCAUUCCAUCCACUUCUGCAGUUGGGUAGGCAUUACAUGCCACCGUGCCACCCAAAGAGUCUUGAUUCUGGACCUGCAAGAUAAACAGUUGGUAGGCUCCAUUCCACCUUCCAUUGGGAAUCUUACUCGUCUAAUUGAAAUAAGGUUGGGAAUCAACAAGUUUCAUGGUGAAAUUCCUCAAGAAUUGGGUCGACUGCGGACCUUGGAAAGUCUCAACCUGUCUUUCAAUUCUUUAGGCGGGAAACUUCCGACUAAUAUGUCCCACUGUACACAACUCAGAUUUUUGGAUCUUUUUUCCAAUAAGAUUAUUGGGUCAAUUCCACGCCAACUCAGUUCAUGGUUGAGUUUGACUGUUCUACAACUUGGAAAAAAUAAUCUCAGUGGAACCAUCCCAAGUUGGAUAGGAAACUUUUCUUCUUUGAGGUGUCUUGCACUUGGCCUCAACAAUAUUCAAGGAAGCAUACCAAAUGAGCUCGGGCAUAUAACCACCUUGGAGAUAUUCUUUGUUGCGCAGAAUAAUUUGUCUGGUAUGAUCCCUUCUUCAAUUUAUAAUAUUUCUUCCAUAUACAAGUUCAGUGUUGCUAAAAACCAAGUACAUGGAGAGCUACCACCAAAUCUCGGCAUCUUGCUUCCUAAUCUCGUAGCAUUUUUAUGUGGUAUAAACAAUUUCACAGGAAAUAUUCCUGUAUCAUUGUCAAAUGCUUCCAGACUUCAGGUGUUUGAUAUUUCUAUAAAUGACUUCACGGGGACAGUCCCUGGAGAAAGUCUCAGAAGCUUGCGAAGCUUAAUUUCGCUAAACUUUGCCCAAAAUCGACUGGGAAAUGGAAAACUUGGUGAUUUGAGUUUUCUCAAUUUCUUGACUAAUUGUACUAGUCUUCAAAAAUUGGGUCUUGCCAUUAAUCGUUUUGGAGGAGAAAUCCCAAGAUCCAUAGCCAACCUUUCGACCCAACUACAAGUUCUUUCUCUAGGGGCAAAUAUGUUACAUGGAAGCUUCCCAAACGGCAUCGGAAAUCUGAUAAACCUCAUUGUUCUAGAGAUGGCUCAAAACAAUUUGGCGGGUGUUGUCCCUGAAGAAAUUGGGAAGCUCGAGAAGAUGGGGAAACUGUCUUUGUAUGAUAACAAAUUUUCUGGGCCAAUUCCAUCUUCCCUGGGUAAUAUGACUUCAUUGAUAGUGCUCUACAUGGAUAGCAACAAUUUUGAGGGAAGUAUACCUCCAAGUCUCGGAGACUGUCCAAACCUGCUACUACUUACACUUUAUAAUAACAAUCUAACGGGCAACAUACCUCAAAAGCUUAUGGAGCUUUCAACCCUUUCAAUUGUUUUGGGCCUGUCUGAAAAUUAUUUGAUUGGUUCACUGCCAAGUAAUGUGGGUGAUCUGGUGCAUCUCACACUGCUAAAUGUAUCAAAAAACAAGUUAUCAGGUGAAAUCCCCAGCACCAUCGGCAGGUGUACUAGUUUGGGGGGCUUGUACUUGGACAACAACAAAUUUGAAGGAACAAUUCCUCAGUCUCUUAAAGAUUUAAAGGGCUUGGAAGAACUUGACAUUUCAAACAAUAACUUAUCCGGGCAGAUUCCUGAAUUCUUAGGCAAGCUUGGAGCACUUAAGUAUCUCAAUCUUUCUUAUAAUGAUUUUGAAGGCGAGUUGCCUAAAGAAGGAAUUUUUUCAAAUGUCAGUGGUGUCUCGGUUCUUGGAAAUUAUAGGCUCUGUGGUGGCAUCCCACAAUUACAUCUACCUGCAUGCCCCAAAAACAAACACCAUUCAUCUCGAGGACUACUUUCCCCAAAAGUAGUCAUCCCUAUAGCUUGUGCACUUGCAUUCAUAAUUGCUCUAUCAUGCUUCUUCAGUGCUCGUUCAAUGCUCAAAAAGUCAAGAGAUGGACUUGUAACUUCACGUUCUUAUAAGGAUUGGAAAUUAGGUGUUUCCUACUCACAACUUGUUGAAUCGACUAAUGGUUUCUCAGUGGAUAAUUUGAUUGGUUUGGGAAGUUUUGGUUCUGUUUAUAAAGGUGUAAUUCCUAGCGAUGGAAUGGUAGUUGCUGUUAAGGUAUUAAACCUUCAACAACAAGGAGCGUCCAAGAGUUUCAAUGAUGAAUGCAAAGCUUUAAGAAGUGUCAGGCACAGAAAUCUUGUCAAGAUCAUAACUGCAUGCUCGAGCAUUGAUAAUCAUGGUAGAGACUUCAAAAGUCUAGUCUUCGAGUUCAUGCCAAAUGGAAGUCUUGACUCGUGGUUGCAUCCUAGAGAUGAGGAUCAAUCUCCAAGUAAAAGAUUGAAUUUUAUGCAAAGAUUGAACAUGGCCAUUGAUGUUGCUUCCGCGUUAGAUUACCUCCACAACCAUUGUGAAACGUCCAUUGUUCAUUGUGAUCUAAAGCCGAGCAAUGUACUUCUUGAUGAAGACAUGGUAGCCCAUGUUGGGGACUUUGGUUUAGCAAGGUUCCUCUUGGAAGCAUCAAAUGAUCCUUCUCUUAGUCAAACAAUGUCAUCGCAACUCAAGGGUUCUAUAGGUUACAUUCCUCCAGAGUACGGCAUGGGAGGCCAAGUUUCCAUACGGGGAGAUGUUUAUAGCUACGGGAUACUCUUGCUAGAAAUGUUCACAGGAAAAAGACCUACUGAUGACAUGUUCAUUGAAGGUCUAAGCAUUUACAAAUUUGCAGCCAUGGCUUUGCCUGACCAUGUCAUGGACGUUGUUGACCCAUCAUUGCUCAUCGACCUCGAAGCUGAUGGUAGUGUUAAUGAUGACAGAUACGAAAGGAUUGCGUUGCCUAGACGUAACAAUCGUAGAGUGGUGAAAGCAAAAAAGGUAGAGGAAUGCUUGUUUGCUGUGAUGCAGAUCGGACUGUCCUGCUGUGCAGUAUCACCAAGAGAGCGGAUGCUUUUGAAUAUGGUUGUCGGAAAAAUGAGUGCAAUUAGAGACUCGUACCUCAAAGUUCAAGAAGGCUAAAAAGGACAAAGAUAUGCUGCUUGUGGUUUUUCUUUUCUGUACCUUUCCUACCAUCGCUUUGAACCUUGCCUCUUUUAUGUUAGCGGUUGUUUUAUAAGGACGAAGUUUUCAUUUGUAUGACUUGAAGCUUUCAAAUUCUUAUUUGUGUGGAGCUAUUUGUAAUUGUCUUGGUUAUAUCUAUCCUUUUUAGAAUCUGAUAAACUCAAUGCUGAAGCAGUUUAUAACAUUUUAGUCUCAUAUUUCUUCCUA